CAUAAUAUGAGGAAUCGUCACCAAACCACUGUAACAAUACUUGCAGCAUAAUGUUUAUUACGAAAUUCGUUUUUGUUUAUAUCUGUGUCUUUGCCUACUGUUCUUUAACUUGUGCUCAACUUCAAUCAGGUGAUUGUGAUAUAUACACGGAAUACUUCGAACCAUGUACUUCUAAUUGUGCAACUAUACCAACUUGUCAGAACAGGUACCCGCAGCCAUAUUCAGGUUCAUGCAUCGCAGUUUGUGUUCCACGUUGUUUGUGCAAGCAUGGAUAUCUGAGAGACCAAGGUUCUGGUCGAUGUGUGCCAAUCGAUCAAUGUCCACGGAUAUGUUCAUAAGCAUUCCAUAAUCAUACUUCAAUAAUGUAGACAACUUUCUUCGCAUUAAUAAAAUGCCUCUAAAUUGA
Molecule: messenger RNA, 406 nt
Organism: Phaedon cochleariae (mustard beetle)
Lineage: Eukaryota; Metazoa; Arthropoda; Insecta; Coleoptera; Chrysomelidae
Source: the annotation of a GenBank genome assembly